AUGGAGUUACAUCAAAAAUACAUGCAGUGUGAACGCUCGUGUGAAGGAAUUUCUGGUGCCAUUCCUGGGCAAAAAAAAAUUCUCCGCAGCAAUCCGCUGUCAGUCGAAGUAGAAGGGUCUAAUUUAAAUGCUUUCCACUCUUCUUGCAGUAACCUUAAGAAGCCGUUCGACGUUUCGUACAAUCCGCCGUCUUCCGAUCACUUAAAUCACCCUCUAGCAGACAGCCACAGUACAACAAAGCUGUCACCAGCAAUUCAGAAGCAGAUGUCGGGAUUUGAACGUGCGUGUUAUGAGGACUUUCAGAUGUAUAUUCCAGAAAUCACCACAGAAACGAAAUUUGCAUCUCCAAGAAAAUUCUGUGAAGAGAGUGCAGACUUUGGUAUAGUUCAUCCAACCAUUAAUCAAGACUUUGCCUUAAACCAUCAUGCAAAUCCAAGCCAUCGAAAAAUUCUACCAAGUGAGACGCAUUGCCACUACAAUAAAACAGUGAUGCCUUUUACUUUUAAAAGUUCAACUAACAAGAUUCCCAGAUCACUUGGAAACUGCAGCUACAAUGUGACAGUACCCAGUGCGUAUAGAGAAAGUACAUCAUCAUGGCCUAUAGAAAACAAUAAAGAUUUGCAAUUUUCCCAUAGCUCAAGGCUACUCAAGGGUACGUCACAAGUUUUACCACUGAACAAUGCUGUCAGUCAUUUUGCACCACAGAAGCUGUGCCCAACUGUGAGCAUCCGUGUCGAUAUUUCUUGUCCUCUGUUGCCUUGCGGUCACAGCAGGAUGUCAUGCUGUUGCCAAGAUGCUUACGUUACAUCUCCUGAGCAAUCCAGUUAUAGUUACAUAUCAGGAAACUUAGGGCCGGGAAGUAAUGGAGUUAUAAUGUCAGACAACUGUCAGAGUUGUCCUGGAUCUUCUGAUACCAGGGUAAACUCUUUUGCUGGCACUCGCAAACUUAGUCAUGCAACGGAUCAUUCAAGAGGUCACAACACAGGCUUUACCAAAAGCCAGUGUAAAUCAAAUGACCUUGUUAAUACUAAUAAGAAGUCGUACCCUCAAAGAUUUGAGACUGUGACCAAAAGUGUGAUUGGAUAUCCACUAUCAUCAAGAGCAAACGAUCAUGCAAUUAACAUGUACAGCACCUCCAUGCAUAAUGGUAUCUCCAUGACUCAUUAUCAGCCACCCAGUCAAAAAAUGGAAAGUCAAAUCUACGAUUCUGUUAACUCCAGGGGAGAGAAACAUGAAAAUAAUAUAAUGCCAGCCAGGAGUAUGGGUUACUCUGCUGAGGAAAAUUCUUGUAUUUCAUCUGAUGAGCACAGUGUGAAAGUUACAAGUUUUCAGAAUGAAGGAACUCAAGGAAAUGAAAGGACCAUGUACUUUCCAAAAACUUCACUAACUUCUUGCCAUGACAUUGUAGAAUUGAGACCCAUUGAUCCAGGAAAGGUUUUUGGUCAGUGUAAGUUUCAAGACAGUGGUAACAUGGCCUCAGAUGAGCAAUGUACUUUUGCUGAAUCAGCAUGUCACAGCAAAAAAUGGCGAGUAGAUACAUGGAUGGCACUACAAGCUGACAAUCACAGAGAAAUCAAGAGAGAGACAGAAUUAAAUGAAUUAUUGUUGGAUGCGCCAUUGAACCAGCCAUUAUCUCCUAUUGCAAAUCUUUCCAGUUUGGUAGCAAAAAUUGACCCUGAGCAUGGAAACAUUAUGACAGGACAAAAGAACAUAAAAGUGGAAGGUUAGGUUCUGUUUUUCAUAAUUUUCAACCCUUUAAGCAUAAAGAGUGAUCAACAUCAAUUCUCUUCUAACAAAAUCAUAUAGAUACUCAAGAGAUUAGGUUAUGAGAAUUUAUAAAAUAAUCACCCAAGGGGGAAAGUACUUUGAUCUUUUACCAAAUUUUUGAAAGUAAUUUUUGAGGGAAAUGAAAAUUUAAACAUAGAAAGACUUGAGAGAUUUUGGGAGUAAGAAUAUUACAGUCUUGUUUUUUCCUGAUACCUUGCGGACAUUUUUUAGUGUUUACAUGUUGAUAUGAACCUAACAAUGCAUGAGGAAUAAUCCUUAUCAUGCUAUAAACAACCCACAUAUUCAUUCUUGUUUUCUGCGUAUAGGUCAGAGAGGUGAUAUGAUAACCAAGAGGCGUUCUCACUGUGUUUGCCCCAAUUGUAUCAGUGGUCUGAACAGUGCAACACGAAACUUACAUCAGAGGUCACACAGCUGCCACUAUCCUGGCUGCGGCAAGGUACACUUCAUAAUAAUAUAAUAUAGCUUUGAAAGGUAGAAAUUAACGCAUCUGUUGAAAGACCUUUCUCAAUCCUGGGGGUUGGAGAGGGGGUGGGGUGCUCUAUAUAUUUUUGAGUGAGAGUGUGCCUCUGGAAGUAUGAAACCUAGUCAGCUUUCAAUCAUGUUGCAGUCUGCCACAAACUGUUACAGAUUAUAACAUCGCUAGAAAAUUUGCCUAAUCAAAUUCGAUAGCGUGAGCAUGCUACUCUGAUGAUGUCAAUAAACUUUUCCUCAAGUUGUUGUGAGCAUAGCAAUCCUCUCAAGAUGUCUCCCAAAUGCAUCCAUAACUCAGCGGUAAAAUUAUGAAGCAUUUACCAUGUGUUUUAUAAGGUAAUUAAAGAGAAAACUUUUGAAUUUGUUAACCGAUAGUAGGGAAAAGAGGUUAGUGUUGUUGUUGUCAUAUCCGCGAGCUGUGCAUGUGCAGAUCAUUCUUUGCAAAAAUGUUUCUCUCAAAAAUAAUUUUUAUGUGAAUUUUCCAGCACCUCAAUAUGGAUUUUACAAUCUUUUUCGAAUACACUUAGUAGUGACCCACACCGGUAAUCAUUUAUGACUAUUAAUGCAAAGGAUCAACCUUGGCGUUAAGGGAAAACUAUUUGCAUCAUCUGUAAUCAUUUUUUUGUUCACAGGUUUAUGGAAAAACCUCUCAUUUGAAGGCUCAUUUGCGUUGGCAUAAGGGAGAAAGGCCAUUUAUUUGUAGCUGGGUAAGUUGCAGUUGGAUAGAAAUGAUAGUGGGUGCUCUGUUGCUGUUUAGAAGCAUAAAAAAUACUUCUGUUUAUUAGUUUACAGACAACCCUGGGAAAUUUGAAAACCCUCCUUAGCUUAGUAUCAUAUUAUUUCUCAUGUGGUGCCUUUUUUAGGAGGAAAGAUUUUGUUAAGGAUUUUUUGGGAGUCAGUGGAAGGCAUAACCAUGGUAGCCUUCUAGUCUCUUAUGAAUGCAUCCACCCCAGGCGGGGGAAAAGAAUUUUGGGGGUUUGAAAUUUUGAUUCCAGGAUUAUUUUGGGUAGGAAAAUUUAGCAAGUACUUUUGGUUGGCUUUAUUUAAGUAGGGGUCUUUUGGGUAUUCAAAACAAUCUGAUUUGAUUUUUGGUAUGUGUACAUUGUAGUGCCAUGGUAUGAUGAAUAAACAAACUCAAACAUUCUAUUUGUAAUGUUUUUGUUUUGUGUUGUAUCAUUGAAUACUUUCUGGAAAUUUUUAACGCUUGGAAAUUUGGUGUGGGAUUUUUUGGGAGUUAUUUUUGGUCCGGGAUUUUUGGGGUUUUCUUGGAAACCGUAGGGGAUUUUUUUGGGUUUUGAUAUUUACCCCCAUUCAAUGAUCCCCGUCACUUGAAAUUCGAAGUACCCUCCCUCUGGGGCAUCCACCCUCUUUGGGAAUGAAUGUAUGAAAUGCCAAAGGAAAAUCUGUGCAGGUAUGUUAUCCAGAAUAAAGCAACGUUUUCAAACAAUUCUUUUAUUUUUGCUUAUGUUUAACUGUUUUGCCUUUUUUAGAAUAACGGCACACAUCAAUGUGGUAAGAGCUUUACUCGGUCAGAUGAGUUGCAGCGUCACCUGAGAAUCCACACAAAAGAAAAGGCAUACAUGUGCAAUGUAUGCCAAAAGGCUUUUGGCCGCAGUGAUCAUCUGAGCAAGCACCUUAGAACUCAUGACACCAGUAGGAAAAAGAAUGUUCAGGAUAAGGACAGUGAUGGUCAAGAACCUUGCCACGCGGAUGGUACAAAACUCCAUUGUGAUGUUGAUGAUAACGAUGAUGUGUUUGAUGAUGAUAACAAAAAAAAUAAUAGAGCUCAUGGACAGAUUGACACUUGAUUGAAAGGAUGGAAAACCUUUGGUUAUAAAAAUAUUCAAAACAAGUUUCAAAGAGGCCAGAAGUUGAAUGGCAAUCAGACAAUCACUUCAACUUCACAAUGCACACGGUUCUUUGAGGAGGAGUGGAUUCUAUAAAUAAUAUUUGAAAUAUUAUUUAGAAUAAUUUUUGUUAUAUAUAGCUUGAUUGAAGCACAGU
Molecule: messenger RNA, 4263 nt
Organism: Porites lobata
Lineage: Eukaryota; Metazoa; Cnidaria; Anthozoa; Scleractinia; Poritidae
Source: the annotation of a GenBank genome assembly